GUCAUUGUCAAAAUAGAAUUGACAUUUGUUUGUGUGCGAAAUUUGGUUUAUUUUUACAAAAUAACAAACUGAUUUUAUUGAACGAUCCCUAGUCUUCAGGUGCCAUGUCUCUAAACGAACGGGUUCAAGAGGAGCUAGAAGCUCUGGAAGCAAUAUUAAUGGAUGAUAUUUCUAUAACUUAUAACGAUGAAGGUUGUGCUGAUCUAGUCAAAUCUACAAUAUUUCCCUCAACUGCUAAUGAAGUUGAUAAACAAUAUGUAUGUGUAACUUUAGAGGUUCAACUGCCAGAAAAUUAUCCAGACUGUAAACCCUUAAUAAAGUUAAAGUCUCCUAGAGGUUUAGAUGAUUCAACAAUUGAUCAUUUAUAUAGGGAAGCUGAUAAAAAAUGUGAAGAAUAUAUAGGCCAACCUGUAAUAUAUGAAUUAAUAGAGCUUAUAAGAGAAAAUUUAACUGAAAGUAACUUGCCAACAUGUCAUUGUGCUGUUUGUUUAUAUGGAUUUUCAGAAGGGGAUAGUUUUACAAAAACUCAAUGUUUUCAUUAUUUUCACAAUUAUUGUUUAACUAAUCAUCUUAUUAUAACUGAAAAACAUUUCCACGAAGAGCAGGAGAAAUUACCUGCUUGGAAACGGAGCUCUGAAGGGUUCCAUGCUACUUGCCCUGUAUGCCGAGAAUCAAUUAAAUGUGAUGUUGAAGAGUUAAAGACAGCUCUACCUCCAAAGGAAUUGGAAAACGCUCAAAAAUUUGAAUUAACUAAAGACUUAAAAAUGCUGCAAGAAAAAAUGCAACAAUUAUAUGUUUAUCAAAAAAAUAAGGGUGGCAUCAUUGAUAUUGAAGCAGAAGAAAAUAAGCUUCUUUUAAUUACAAAUUCAAGUGAUAAUUCUUCUAGUGACAACUCUGAAGAUCCGGGUCCGAGUUUAGUCAAUAACAUAUCUGAACAUUCUUUGGAAAAUGAUGUACUAGGCAGAAACCAAAGACUUUUUUCGAAGUAUUCCACUAAUAGAUGACUAAGGCAUUGUGGAAUGUAUGAUGACAUAUUCAAGAAUACUCUUCUAAGUGUUGUUCAAUUUUGAUAUUUUAUAUAGCCCAUUGUGCUAUAUAUGUUACCUUCCAUGUGUUAUAGAUGUUUUUAUUUUUUAUUAUUUAGUUGUAUGUUUAGAUCUUAUAUAAGUGAUUAUAAGACUCUACCAUGUAUGUAUUGUUUUAGAUGCAAUAAAGGACAUUUGACAUUGGAUUUCUGGUUGAAAU
Molecule: messenger RNA, 1245 nt
Organism: Sitophilus oryzae (rice weevil)
Lineage: Eukaryota; Metazoa; Arthropoda; Insecta; Coleoptera; Curculionidae
Product: E3 ubiquitin-protein ligase RNF25
Exons: 6
Coding region: 105-1004 (299 amino acids)
Biological process (GO): protein ubiquitination
Cellular component (GO): nucleus
Molecular function (GO): protein binding; ubiquitin protein ligase activity
Source: RefSeq, a predicted model, not a curated record